Closterium sp. NIES-67 is the source of this 2027-nucleotide messenger RNA. NCBI's taxonomy places the organism in Eukaryota, Viridiplantae, Streptophyta, Zygnematophyceae, Desmidiales, Closteriaceae. The record is from the annotation of a GenBank genome assembly.
UUGUGGGUUGCGCAGCUGGCAGCGCAACUCACAGAUGCGCAACCCUAGGAUAGAAGCCUUGAUAUGCAAUCCAAUGGUUGCAGAUCAUUAGUGUCUAGACGUUUCUUCUAUAGGCGACGGUCGCUUCUAACGGUUAUCCGUUUCAGCUAUCGCGUUCGUCAGCUCUUCGUUACUAUUCCGUCGUUACAGGAACGCGAACAUUUCAAUACUACGUAAAUUAGUCGUUGUUUGUAGGUGUUAGUCGUGUUCGUUGCGCAAUUCUCGCCGGUUUAGAUUUUAGCGUUGUUGGAGUGGUUCCGCCACCCCAGGAGUCGCCUACAAGCGCGGCUUACCAUAUGGAGGACAGAGGCAGGAACGGCUCAGGCGGCGGCCAAUGGGGUGGCGAGCAGCAGCCUAUGGAUGACGUCAGCGGAUCCAACCCUAACGGGCGUGGCGCGCAACCGAUGAUGGGGAACGGCGGAAGCUUCUCCGCGAAGCGGGGAAGAGGGGAGGAGGGGGGAGCGGAGCCAGGGGGGGGGGCGGGGGCAGGGCCAGGAGGAGGGGGAGCAGGAGGGGGAGGCGGAGGCGGAGGGGGAGGCGGAAGCGGAGGGGGAGGGGGAGGGGGAGGGGGAGGGGAUGCCCGUCAAAUGGGCGCCGGAGGUGCUGGGGGCCCGCCCAUGGGCGGAGGAAUGGGGGGAGGAAUGGGCAUGGGGGGAGGCAUGGGCGGAGCCAUGGGGGGAGGAAUGGGCGGAAGAAUGGGCGGAGGCAUGGGGGGAAGGGGGGGCAUGGUGACCCCGGGGGGGCGCAUGGGGUAUGUGGCAACGCGGGGCAAGUCAAGGGGCGCACAGAACGACUACUCCCAACACUUUGUAGACACGGGAUUCAGGCCCCAGAACUUCAUACGCGAUAUGGACGUCUCUGAUAGGUUUGAGGAGUACCCGAAGCUGAAGGAGCUUAUAACGAGGAAGGAUAGGAUCGUUGCGGAUGCGACUACACCACCUGUGUACCUUCAGAUGGACCUUAAACAGGUUGAACUAACCCCCGACAUAUUCGGCACCAAGUUCGACGUUAUCUUAAUUGACCCACCAUGGGAGGAGUAUGUGCGGCGGGCGCCAGGGAUGGGCGAUGAGAUCGAAUGGUGGACGCCCCAGGAGAUUAUGGCUCUGAGAAUCGAGGCCAUAGCCGACACGCCCUCCUUUGUCUUCCUGUGGGUGGGGGAUGCGGAGGGGCUGGAGUAUGGCCGCAUGUGCCUCAAGAAGUGGGGCUUUCGCCGUUGCGAGGACAUCUGCUGGGUGAAGACCAACCGGGAGAAGCCAGAUAGCCCCUGGGGGCACACGUCAGAGACCCUGUUCCAGCACUCCAAGGAGCACUGCCUGAUGGGCAUCAGGGGCACGGUGAGGCGGAGCACAGACGGCCACGUGAUUCACGCUAACAUUGACACGGAUGUGCUUAUAUCGGAACAGCCACCUUUUGGAAGCACGGAGAAACCUGAGGAGCUCUACUCCCUCAUCGAGCACUUCGCUCUCGGGCGGCGACGAAUCGAAUUGUUUGGCGCUGACCACAAUAUCCGGGCAGGCUGGCUGACCGUGGGGAAAUCUCUCACCUCCUCAAACUUCAACCCUCAGUCCUACUGUAAGCUCUUUGCCGGACCUGACGGCAAGGUUUGGCAAGGCACGGGCCGAGGCAACCCCCCGCCUGGAGCGCCGCACCUGCUGGUUACCACCCCUGAGAUCGAGGCUCUGCGGCCCAAGUCUCCCCCGAACCGCCAGCAGCACGGGAACCAGCCCCAAGCCCCCAUCCAACCGCCGAAUCAAUUUCAACCACCCGGUAAUCUGGGGAAUAACCCUAAUUUUGGCCAAAUGGGAGGUCCUGGGGGUCAUUCUGGGCCUGGGAUGGGCGCUAGUGGGCUGAGUGGGGGUGCUUUUGGUGCUGGAUCGGGCCCAGGUCAAGCUAAUGACGGUCAGGGGGGAGGGGUUGGGAAAAGAACACCUCCCCUCCCACCUAAUUUUCAUCAAUGAGAUUUUGUCUGUUUUGUUGAAAAUUCCCGU